Molecule: messenger RNA, 417 nt
Organism: Hippopotamus amphibius kiboko
Lineage: Eukaryota; Metazoa; Chordata; Mammalia; Artiodactyla; Hippopotamidae
Product: galactoside-binding soluble lectin 13-like
Exons: 4
Coding region: 1-417 (138 amino acids)
Molecular function (GO): carbohydrate binding
Source: RefSeq, a predicted model, not a curated record
AUGGAAUCCUUGCCAAUCCCCUACCAAAAGUCUGUUUGCCUGACCGUGGGUUCUUUGGUGAAGAUCAAAGGAAAUUUUCAGCCACAUUUUGCAAAGAACCCAGAACUUGUGGUGGAUUUCUGUGUGAGUCCUGUGGAAGGCAGUGACAUCGCAUUCCAUUUCCAAGUCUACACGAACAACAAGGUGGAGAUGAACAGCUUCCAGGACAGGACAUGGAGGGAGAAAGUGACGGCUUCUUCCGCCCCUUUUGUGAUAGAGCAGCCAUUUGAGCUUCGAUUUUUGGUGCAGGAGAAGGAAUAUGAGGUGUUUGUGAAUAAUAAGUCCACCUACCUCUUUGCCCACCGCAUGCCAGCACACUCUGUGAAAAUGCUGGAGGUGAGGGGAGAUAUUGUGCUGACUUCAGUGGAUGUUUGUUGA